AUGUCUGAUAGCGAUAACGAUGAUGAUGGCGCGUUCGUUGUGAACGUAGAUGAGCACUCCAACGGCACUGCUGACAAUAAUGGUGGAGCAGAUGGCAGAUCAUCAAUAAACGCGUUGCCUACUAACGAAGAGCUAAAGGUCGCAAAUGCCAUAAUUAGAAACAUUAUUUCUAGAGAAGUAAAAGGUCAGCUAAUUAAAAGAGACCAUUUCAAUGAGGUGUAUCAGCAAUACUCAGAUGCCAAAAGAACAAAAUUCGAUAUCAUGUUUCAGUUUGUACAGGAUAUAUUGAAGAACGUAUAUGGCUUGCAAUUGGUACAUGUUGCAGACAAGGUCAUCGCGACGAGUCUGCGAGGCAAAAGGGCGAAAGUGAGCUCAAAUAACAGUAAAAAGAGCAGUAACAGUAAUAAUGACGCUAACAGUGCGAAUGGUGCGAAGAAUAGCGUGUAUAGCAGGACAUUUUGCUUGGUAAAUACCCUCCCAAGUGAAGCAAGGAACGUUCUUGGAGAGAUCUGGCAAGAAGAGGCAAAUCAGAAGAUACCCAACGGUAGAAAUGAAGAUGAUCAACAAUACUUUUUGCCUAAGUACAAGCAAACAGUAACUGCUGGCUCCAACCUGGAACUUAUCAAGAGCGGGAUCUUACUUUUAGUUGUUAGCGUUAUUGUUUUGUCGGAAAAUCGUAUAUCAGAAACUGAAUUAUUGAAGCAAUUGAAGAAAUUUGGUCUUUCUGAGAGUGUAAUAGAAAAGAAUAGCUCUUUGAAUAUGACCACGGUAGAGUUGCUAUCAGAGUUCGUCAAGAGAGAUUAUUUAGAGAGAGAGGGGCAAGCAAGUGACUUUGUAGACUACACUCUAGGUCGAAGGCUAUCCGCAGAAUUCGAACCAAAGUCGCUAUAUGAGUUCAUUCUGAAUUUAUAUGGUGAGGGGUUUGACUUGGAUGUGCAGGCCAAGACAAUGAAUAGUAUAGAGAGAUCAUUUGGAGUUCAAAUAGAGAUACCGAGUGCACCUAGUGAACAACUGCAAGUAGAUAGAAGAAGAGAAGGACAGCAAGAGGAGGGCCAAGAUGAGGAGGAAGAGGAAGAGGAGGGCCAAGAGGAAGAGGAAGAGGAAGAGGAAUAG
This is a messenger RNA of Dujonia railenensis, 1113 nucleotides long. Lineage: Eukaryota; Fungi; Ascomycota; Pichiomycetes; Serinales; Debaryomycetaceae. The record is from the annotation of a GenBank genome assembly.